This is a messenger RNA of Dalotia coriaria, 554 nucleotides long. It is a transcript of the gene mRpS28, whose product is annotated as mitochondrial ribosomal protein S28. Lineage: Eukaryota; Metazoa; Arthropoda; Insecta; Coleoptera; Staphylinidae. The transcript is spliced from 3 exons. Gene Ontology annotation, cellular component: mitochondrial small ribosomal subunit. The record is from RefSeq and is a predicted model, not a curated record. The coding region runs from base 1 to 492 and encodes 163 amino acids.
AUGUCUCUCUUAAGGACACUAAUUAAUCGUUCACUGAACAAGCCUGCUAUCGUAACUCGUUUUUUAUGUACCGCUCCUUCGGAAACCACAACACCUACUGACAAACAGGGUGGCUAUGCAAAAGCAUUUACCAAGUUUGAAAAUUUGGAUAGUGAACAAAAAGUUCAAGAACCAAUACAAACCUUUGCUAGUCUGCUGAGCAACUCCAAGUUUGUUGAUUUAGGAGACCCAGAAGGAAAAAUAGUUACUGGAAAAAUCUUCCAUGUGAUUGAAGAUGAUCUGUACAUUGACUUUGGAUGGAAAUUUCACUGUGUGUGUCCCAGGCCAAAGAAAAAUGGACAAAAUUAUUUACGAGGAGCCAAAGUUAGGCUGCUAAUUAAAGAUUUGGAACUUUCUUCAAAAUUCCUGGGUUUUGAAAAAGAUCUUACAUUAUUGGAAGCUGAUUGUGUACUAUUAGGGUUAUCACAGGAGAGACAAGAAAAUAAAACUUAAUCCAUUAUUAGCAUUGUAUAAACUCUGUAUAGAAGUUAAAUUAAAAUUUGUUUUGUAUUAUA